GAUUGCCCACCGUUUAUUUUCUUGUCGGUCUCUUCGACAACCUGUGAUCAGUCGGUUCCUCGUCCUCAUCAACCGCCGGAACGCUGUGGAUCAAAAUAUCGAACGCAUCCGAGGUCGGCAGCCCUCGGUGCUCAUCGUAAACAAGCAAUGAUGACUACGAGUUACCAACUAUCAAACCCAAGCAUCGUUAGGAAAAACGCGUCAAGGUCAUAGACGCCCAUCCCUUGUUGACCAUCAUAAUUCAAGCUACAGCUUGGCACUUUAUAGGUAUAUAGUCCUUUACGGCUUUACGGCUACACUGCAACCUGAUCCAGACGCUCCAGUGAGUCAAAUAUACUGUUCCCACUUUUCUAAUAGUCUGCAGUCGCUACUCACUAGUCUUGAAUAUUUGUCAUAUAGUACCUAAUAGCAAGUCUUUGCCGUUUGUAAAUUGUAAUUCGUGUGAGAUAAAAUUGAAGUUUUUACUUCUUGUCAAGACAAGUAUUUACCAAAAUAUUCAACAAUAAUCGAAACAUGAAUACCGGCGGGCAGAACGACAAAACAUCACCAAACAAAGAUGAGACACUACACGGACGGCAUGAUGCUCACAAACAUCAUGAUACAAUGGGAGAAAUUGUACAAGCUCAAGGACAAGGACUUCCUGAUAAUGUGAAAAACAAUCAUGUUGAUUUGGUUGAUAAUCACGUGAAAGAAGUAAACCCACAUUCUGAAAGCUUGGGUACUUAUCAAAUUGACAAGUAUGGAAACUGUGUGGAACGAGACCUUAAAUAUCAUCACAGCUCUACAAUUACUCCAUUUUUUUUUUAUUUAUUGUAUUCACGUCUAUCCGUUAGGCUCACAAUUGACGAGACGAAGAUGGAAUUUAAUUUUAAUAUUGGAAACGUGGCCACCAAUGAGGUUCUGAAAAUUAACAACAAGCUAACGGUUGAAGGACACGAAGAAAACGAUGAUUUAAAAAACAUAAUGAAAUUGAUCAUUGAUGAAAUGGGUAAAGCAUCAGCUGUAUCACAAGAGUUAAGGUUGCCAAUCACCAGUGCCAACAGACUUGUCAAUUCUGAUCAUGUUAUUUAUAUGAUGACUGAACACAAUACACCAGAGCAUUUUGCUGUUGUUGGAUUUUUGAAGAUGGGAUGGAAAAAAUUGUUUCUUUACGACAAACUAGCUUCCCGGUCAGAAGCCCGGGUCUACUGUUUGUUAGAUUUUUAUAUACAUGAAUGCAGACAGCGUAAAGGUUAUGGCAUACGUUUGAUGGAAUGCAUGCUACAGGAUGUUGGUUUAAAGGCCAAACAUUUAGCUAUUGACAAGCCAACAAACAAAUUAUCGCAGUUUAUGUGGAAGCAUUUUCAAUUAUCUAAAAUGGUAAACCAAGGAAACAAUUUUGUUAUAUACGAAGAGUUUUUUCAUACCGCAUCAGAAGAAAAAAAUAACCAUGACCAUACUGGAAAUAGAGCUGAAGCAUAUAAGAGUCAACCAAUGUUUGGACGGCAUGGAGCUCAUAAACAUCAUGAUUCAAUGGGCGAGAUAGUACAAGGUGAAGGCGAUGCAGCAUUUGUGAAGUUCAAGUACAACCAUGACACUGACUUUGUUGAUAAUCAAUUCAAGGAAGUGAAUCCACAUCCUGAAAGUAAAGGUGCAUUUAAAACUGACAAGGAUGGAUACUCAGUAAAACGAGAUCUUAAAUUUCAUCACAACUCUUUGUGGUAACUUAAAUUGACAACAUACCCAAAUAAUUGUACUUGGUGUCAUGUCCCUAAUGCACUUAUUUCACAUUCAAACACACAUUUAAAAUUAUAUGAUUAUGAAUCUAAUUGUACUCAAAACAUUUAAAAUUACAAAUAAUUUGUAGAUUUAUUAUUUUAAAUUUAAAUUUUCUACAAAAUAUAGUUGUUCAACUUAUAAUGUUUUACAUUCUAAUUCAUUUUUAACAAGUCUUAUUUUAAUUUUAAUCUGUAUUGUGCCCUUGUACUU
Messenger RNA from Rhopalosiphum padi (bird cherry-oat aphid), 1968 nucleotides. Its product is annotated as alpha-tubulin N-acetyltransferase 1-like. Gene Ontology annotation, molecular function: tubulin N-acetyltransferase activity. Gene Ontology annotation, biological process: alpha-tubulin acetylation. The record is from RefSeq and is a predicted model, not a curated record. NCBI's taxonomy places the organism in Eukaryota, Metazoa, Arthropoda, Insecta, Hemiptera, Aphididae. Gene Ontology annotation, cellular component: microtubule. The coding region runs from base 514 to 1704 and encodes 396 amino acids. The transcript has 12 exons.